UUUAUGCCAUGUAAACUGAAAAAGUCUUUGUUUUGUUCUAAAAAUAAGCUAUAUUUGUAAAGGAGAGGCUUCACUUGAACCAGAGGGGAGCAGAGGCCUUGGGGCCAACACAAGCAUAACCGUUUUAACUGUAAGAAAUUUGGGACAGAAAUCCACCUCCAUUUUCCCUUUUGUGGUCACUCCGAAACAAACGUUGCAUCCUGAAUUCGUUCAGACGUGUAACCACUAAGCCAACCCUUCCUCCCUCCUCAAUGUUUUUCCAAUCAUAUGCUGUUUUUCUAUCAAAUGGGCUGCCAAGCUUCCAGGUUGGAGCAAGAUGAGGAAGGUCAGCCAGCCAGACCCGGCCUGUUGCGUCGAUUCGAGGACAUUACGUGGCUGCGCAGAAGCGAGAGCAUUGGGAAGGGCACCCUCUCCACAAAGCAGCUGAUUGAGGAACAGGGUGGUGAGGAUGAAGAAGGUUCUGCACCCAAACAUAGUGAUAAAGAUGUUUCUCAUAUCCCAGUUGUGAGUAUUGGGCUUGUGGAGGCACCUUCCUUAGAUGAAGUGAACGUGAAGAUAGUAGAGUCCAGAUACAAGAAAGAGGAGAAAGAGGAGGAAAGGGAUAAGGGGAGGGUGGACGAUUGGGAUGACAGAGGUGACCAAGACGAUGAAGGAUGGCUUUCGGACAGGGAAGAUCACCUCUUUUAUCCUCGGUCACCAAGUUUUAGGGAGUACUGUAUCAACUGCUACUCGAGGGAACUAGACAAGGAUGAUGGUGAGAUCUUUGGCCUCAAAAGUCAUGUUAAAGGAGCGAAGAGGGAGAAGAAGAAGUCACAAAGGAAGGAGGGGACUGCAUCUCCAAUUCCGAAUGAGGGAUCAAGACCAAAAUCACCCAAGAAAGGAUUAAAACGAAGGAGUUUCAGGAAGGUGUUAAAAAAGGAUGGGUCCAUAAAAAAUCUCUGGAACGUCAGCGCAUGGUAUAACCCCAGUUUUUCAUCUUCUCAAGACGGGCCCCAGAAAGAGGGUGCAAAAGCCUCCUAAUGACUGAAGACAUUCUUCCCUUCAUUAAGUUUUCUCUCACUCAUUUUCUUAAUCUCUUGCAAAUUCUCUGUCAAUUGCCUGUAUUGGAUGAGAUGAUCUUGUAGCCUAUUGGUAAGAGAAACAGUGCAAGGUAUAUAUGCUUGGUCUCUGGUGCAA
Messenger RNA from Vitis riparia (riverbank grape), 1176 nucleotides. RefSeq lists its product as uncharacterized. The transcript is spliced from 3 exons. The record is from RefSeq and is a predicted model, not a curated record. NCBI's taxonomy places the organism in Eukaryota, Viridiplantae, Streptophyta, Magnoliopsida, Vitales, Vitaceae. Bases 268 to 1020 code for a protein of 250 amino acids.